Molecule: messenger RNA, 3665 nt
Organism: Chelonoidis abingdonii (Abingdon island giant tortoise)
Lineage: Eukaryota; Metazoa; Chordata; Testudines; Testudinidae
Gene: SPATA17
Product: spermatogenesis associated 17
Biological process (GO): spindle organization; establishment of meiotic spindle localization; mitotic cell cycle
Cellular component (GO): spindle pole
Molecular function (GO): calmodulin binding
Source: RefSeq, a predicted model, not a curated record
GUUGCCAUGGUGACGGCCUAUACACCAUCAGGGCGGGGGAACAUGGCCACUUUGGCCAGGCUGCAAGGGAGGCUGCCGGGCCAGAGGGAGGAAUAUUUCCAUCGGAACAGAGCUGUAGAUGAAUACAGAAAAGCAGAGCACAAUGCUGCUGUACGAAUCCAGAGCUGGUUUCGAGGAUGCAGAGUCCGAGCAUACAUCAGGUAUCUGAACAAAAUGAUGAUUAUUAUCCAGAAAUGGUGGAGAGGCUAUCAAGGAAGAAAACACUUUAGAAAAAUGGUGGAGACAGCAUAUUUUAUUAUGAAGAUGAAUUUCUACAAUGAAAUGGCUGUCAGGAUUCAGAAAAGAUGGCGAGGCUAUUAUAUCCGAAAAUAUAUCCAUAAUUACUAUGCACUGAAGAAAUAUCUGGAAGCUAUUUCUGUGAAUAAUGAGAUUGUCAGGAAAGAACUAGAGGAGUUUGCAGAGAUGAAGGAGAAAGAAAAGGAGAAAAAAGACCUAGAAAGAGAAGAAAAGAAAAAGGAUCACCAAGCCCGAAAGAUGCAUUACCUCCUCAGCACAGAGCAGAUGGCAGGUGUGUACAACUCACCAUUCAGACAAUCACCUGAUCCAAUGGAAGUACGGUUACAGAAGGCGAGGCCUUUUAGCCACAGACAGCAACAAAUAAAGAAGCAUCUUACUGAUGAGAUUUCUGACUGGCCAACUUGUACAAGUGCCCUAACUUUCCCUACAAUGAAGCCUCUUCCACCCAUUGGCAGACAGAAACCUCAGGGGCCCUUCCGUGAUACUGUUGAAGUGUUGCAGCAACGUUACAAGCCUUUGGAACCAACCUUGCGGGUGGCAACAUCAAUCAAUUCACUAGAGAAGGCCAGAGAGGAGAUCAAAAGAGAGGAAUGGAGAAACCGCAUAAAUGACAAUAAAUUUUUGCCAUUUUCUUCAUGUCAUAAAAACCAGGAAUAUGACCCAUUAAUUCAUACAUCAAGUAAAUAUGGCCAAGUGACUUAUGGAAUCAAACAUUUCCGAGAAGAACAUCAUGAGAAAUGGGUAGCAAACAAGGACUUCGAAACCGUGUUACCAUCCAUUGAUCUCUUUGAUAAGUUUGGACAAACAUAUUCCAAAGCCGGGCAAAUAGUGUAAACAUCUAUCUAUACUGUAUCUAUCCAGUAUAAGAACUUCUGAUAAGCUAUAAAGCUAGCAAUAAAGAUUUUUGAGAAAAUGCAAAGCAUAAUGUUGAUUAACUUUCCUCCAGGGACUGUAAAUGUUUUCCAUAAAAUGUUGUAUGCUACACCUAUAAUAAAGUAGUAUCACACUACUUGAUCUUUUAGAAAUGCAGUUUUUAAUAUCAAAAAUCUUUUUAUAGUUCUGGCAAAUGUAAUGAAUUAGGAAAACUGUCUGACUCUUUUAUAAAAUACUUCAUUUAGAGAGAGAGAGAGAGUAAUUAAUGGAAAAAUCAUGGAUAAGAUCCAGCAACUGUGUUUAUUAGAAUUAUGUAACAUGUGUUAACUACAAUAUAAAUAUUAUUUUCUCUGAAACAUGUAAACCUUGAAAUCUAACUCAUGGAAGAAUCUACAAAUGUUGAAAUUUCUCCCUUGGGGCCCGAACAACAUCUUUUACAAUCAAUGGCUCCCAGAGGAGCUGGAUUGGGCCAUUUAUACAGAUAUUACUGCUUUAAAUCCUUCAACUUUUCUGUGCUUGUUAUAACUCUGCAAAGUUAAGAAAGAAAAAGUGCAAUUCUGUAGCACUUUCACAUAUUAGCUUGUAGGCAAAUCCAUUUAUACAUAUUUACAAUAUUCUAUGUAUUGCAUUUUACUCCUGAUCCAAAAACACCUCUUGUGAUAAAAAGACGGGCACACGGGAGGAUAUUUUGCAAAACAACCACAUUAUAGAUGGUUAAGGAUGAACACAUUUUUGAUCACACAAAAUUCAUUCAGGUCACCAUAUCCCAUGUGCAUUUUCACUAGAGCGUGCCCCUGCAAAGUUCUGAGCACCGCUGGUUCCCAUUAAGUGUAAUGUGAAUCGAGAGUGCUCAAUCGCCUCCUGGGAGGAGGAGGUCAAUACCUUGCAGGACUGGGCUAUAAUUUAUUUCUUCAAAUAACAUCAGUGGAUUCUGUUUUCAUAGCACUUUUGCUGUCUGAAUGCUUGGAGAGAGACUGUAUUUUUCUCCUCAUGUAAUCUGGAAUAUUUGCAACUACGCUUCUCAACUGAAAAAAACUUUUUUAUUGAUGAUUUUUUAUAAUGUGGGUCUACUGUCGUUUCCAAAUGAGCACGCAACUCCCAUUAAUGUCUGGUGUUAUGCACACAAAGGGGUUUCUCUAUACUAGGAAUUGAACCAUUGCUGACAGAGGUUUGCAGCACCAAGUCUACCUAAACCAGUAUUGAAAAUAGUUUAUGUACUAGUAUAGACGGGGCCAAAAUAUUUCCAAUCCCAUUUCAGAAAGUCUGAGACUUGCCGGAACCAGAGGACAGGAGAAUCCUCAGAGAUGGGAGGAAAAACAUAUGCCACGUUUUAUAAAUGACUGUGGUACAAAACAAAGAGGUCAGCAUUUGAGACAAGAAAGGAGGACUGUAUUUGUGUUCUUUUGUACUUUUUAAUUUCUUAGCAAAUUCCAGCUUGUAAAAAUUUGUCUUUCUGAGUUGCCACAGGAAAUGAAUGUCCUUUAAUUCUGGUAAGUGAGAAACAGCAACCUCAGACCAGUCCCUUCUGUUAGGAUUUAAUUUCACCAAAUAAAUUGGAGUGCUUCUGCGCUUUGUGGAGGGGGCUGAGCAUGAGACACUUGCACAAAACUGUUGAUGAAUAAAGAUGCCACAGUAAUUUUUAGAUGUGAGAGCUAUCUAUUUGAUUGCUGCAGCUUCAAGAUAGUUCAUCACUUCACAGUAACUCACCCUGUGUUGCCUCUUACCUCCAUACCACAUUUUCCCAUCACUUCGAUUAGAAAUGGCAAUACCUUUAUCAGAUUAAUCUUUCUUUCUUUUAAUAUUUCUGACCCUAGGAUAAACAAAACCUACACAUACAGACCAUCAUGGCAGAUGCUAGAGUUUUCAACAGCUGACAGUUCUCAACAUAGAUUAAGGUUAAAAAGAGUACUUUCAAUUCACUCUCACUGUUUGACUCAGCUCUCUCUCUCAUUCUUUUAACCCUCAUUCGUUUAAUUUUUUUGAACACAACAGGCCACUUCCCAUAAGCCUUCUUACAUACAAAGUAUGUCUGUGGAUUUUAUUAGCGUAAGAGACAGCUCCACAAACGCAGUGAAGUAAUAACUUCAUUACCUGUCACUUCUUUCUCCAAAUGUAUUUUUGUAGAGAAGACAAUGCUCUCUUUUUCAGCAUGGGAUGAUAUAGAAUUUAGUUAAUUCAUAGCCAUGGUUAGCCCCUAAUAUACUGUGCUGACACUCCAGGUUCCAAGGUUCAAUUUCUGAAUCCUUUCUCUCACUUCUCAUGGAAGCGUAGUAUUCUGCUGAAUAGUUAAAAUGUCCUGUUAACUUUGAUAGUGAAUAUGCUUCUUUUUUCCCUUGUCUAGAAAAAUGAUAAGUACAUAUUGGUACCUUACCUUGGGGAUGGAGUUCAAUCAGAGAAAAGGUCCAGGAACUCUGCAGGAUCUCUUUUAGAGAUGUGCAGGUGAAGUUAGGCUAAAAAAAAUUGAUUUCACACAAGUAUUCCAAUGACUGCUCUAC